UCCUGCAAACAUGAGUCUGUGAGCAAACUCCUCUCUUUAGUAUCUGGCAGGCGCCUAACAGUUGCUUUAACUCGGCUUAUCCCUUGUUUUUCUCCUUCUUCUAACAAAUCUGCCUCUUCUAACAACUGGUUUUAUUUUGUUUUUUUGUUUGUUUUUUUUUUUUUACUUCACUGUUGUUGACCCCUUUCGAUGCUUCUGCCGGACUCGCGUGCGCGUGUGCGUGCGUGUUGUUUGGGACGCGCCGGACUGGGACAUCCGAAAUGACGGAGCCGUAGGGGAGGUCGGCGGAGCAGAGGCACGCUGCCGACGAUGGAUUUCAAGAAGACGAAAUUCGGACGGUUCAUGAAUGGCAGGGUACCAGCCAGUAAGAGAUACCAGCCAACUGAGUACGAACAUGUCGCAAACUGUGCUACACAUGGGUUCUGGAUCCUCCCGAGCCUUGUGGGCGGGUUGGUGCUGUACUUCCUGUCUGUGGACCAAUGGCAUUGUGUCGCCGCGGGGCUCUAUGGGACAGGGCUUACUGGCCUGUUUGUUACCUCAACCGUCUUCCAUACCGCCGCCUGGAAGAUCAGCCACCACAGGAAAGUGGAAGAACGUUUCCACAUGUGUGACAGAAUGGCCAUCUACUUCUUCAUUGCUGCCUCCUACUCUCCCUGGUUGAUGCUGAGGGAACUGGGGCCCUGGGCGUGUCACAUGCGCUGGUUGAUCUGGGUCAUGGCCUGCAUAGGAUCCAUUUAUGUCUUCUUCUUCCAUGAGAGGUAUAAGCUGGUGGAAUUGCUGGGAUAUGUGGGCAUGGGAGCCGUUCCUGCUCUGGUUGUCCUGUCAAUGGUGGACCAUGCAGGUGUGUGCGAGUUAGGAGUGGGAGGUAUAUUCUAUGUGGUGGGUGUGGUCUUCUUCAAGAGUGAUGGCCUCGUCCCAUUUGCCCAUGCCAUCUGGCACCUGUUUGUAGCCUUUGGAGCAGCCAUUCAUUAUUACGCCAUCUGGAGGUACCUCUAUUUGCCCGGGCACCUGCUGCAGACAUCUAGGUGACAACUAGACGUCUGUUCGGACAUCUGACCGUACUCUGCUGACAGACUCGCACGACUACAACUGCAGGAGUGAUGGAGAGAUGAUGAUCUGACCAUCAUUAAUGACCCAGGCUGUGCUUAAACAAAGUUGAUAUGGACUUGCGAGUGAAAAUUCUCCCCCAGCUGAUGCUACCAGGGACCGAACACCUUGACCAAACUGUUAAAGACCAAAUUGUCUAAAUACCAGACAGUUUAUCAUGUUGAUCAGUCAUGUAAUUGACUGGACAAUGAGUGAACACCUGAAUUAUCACUUUAACUAAAAGCACUCUGAAACCAGUAGGAGAUGAGGACUGGCAGGACCAAACCUUUAUUCACUGAAAGUAAGCCAUUACCUACCGUGUAGAGGGCCUUUAAGAUACUAAUUCUACAGCAAAGACUUGGUUCUUACCAAGAACAAAUGCAAAUCAAACUGGUGUUACUGACUGCUUCUGAGCAUUGUGGCUGCCAAGUGAUGGAGGCUAAAAGCAGGGGGUUAUAGAAAUGAGAGCAGAUACAAACAACGUGGCAUUUCUGAGCAAAUACUCUUUAAUCUAUUUUAAUCUUCUUGGAGUACCCGCUGCACCGGGUUCUGUAUGCUCAAAGCCAAUGUGUGUGUGUGUGUGUGUGUUGGGGGAGACGCACAUGAGACCAUAAAGUCUGUAUUCAAAAGUUAGCAAUGCUAAUUCAGUGUGCUUCUCCACAACUGACAACAUGCAUGACGCCAUUUGAGUUGAAUUGACGUGCUUUCGGUCCACCCACCUGGGACUCCAAGCAGGAUAAAAUAGAAAGUCUUAACCAUUAUUUACCAUCGUCUUGAGGUAUUUGUGAAAGGGUGUUCGAACCAGGUCUGCCUAGCAGCGCUAAUGCUAAACAUGCUAAAGUUGUUAAUAUACAACGGUGCUAACUUCCACAUCCACACAGACCACAACUCAGUCAUCAGGACGAUUUCCUCUUUCUUAUUUUGCACAGUUUUAAACUAUAAGAUUUAAAAAGUCCAGAUUUGGCUAUAAACUGAAGUUUAGAGUAAUUUAUAUAUCGAUCACAGUUUAAUGUCAGUGAGGAUUAUGCCUCUGCUGAAUUAAUUGAAUGGGAGAAGUACAUUGUACCAUGCGGUUCUGUGGGACAGUGCCAAUGCUGGGGGUGGGACAUACAAGCAUACCUCAUUCAUGGACUGAAUUUGUGUUUUUGGACAGUCAAUAUACUCUGUUGAACCUCACAAGAUAUUAAUAUUUGGAGGCAAACAUUUAUAUAGUAACCCAAUUAUAAUUUUUUCUAGUACAGCAUCAUAAAUCAGCCUUAGGACAUGUGACCUGUGAAUCUGUUGGAAUUUUGGGAAUGGGAUAAAAUAGUGAUAUUGUGUAUGAAUUACAACGCAGUUGUUUUGAAACUAAAAAUAUAACAUUUUAAUGUUAAACUUGUAAGGUAUGGUUGCCAUAAAAUGUAGUCUCUCCCUACAAUUAAGUAUAAUAUCAAGGAGAUAUCUGGUUAAUACUCUUAGCUGAGGUCAAUGAUUAAUAACUGUCUCUUAAACUGAGGUAAUAAAUCUGUCCUUAAAAGCACUUUUUGAAUCAACAGCAAUAAUUUAACAUUUAAACAGAGAAUUUCUUGAAAUCCUCCACAUAUGCGCAUCUUAACUGUGGAGAAUGUAUUCACAAAGUCUUAACGUGUACUACUUCUAGCAUUGAAUUUCAUCAAUUAGUCCAACAGAUUCCCCUGCAUCAAUUAAAUUGUUUCUACUGCUCGGGAAGAGGAAACUCACUCAGGAAGUGAAUGAUUUAUAUCAGUUUUCUAUUUUGUAGAAUUUUAAUCCAGACAAAAUGUCGAAUA
Lampris incognitus (smalleye Pacific opah) is the source of this 2873-nucleotide messenger RNA. RefSeq names its product monocyte to macrophage differentiation-associated 2a (gene mmd2a). Gene Ontology annotation, cellular component: membrane. Gene Ontology annotation, molecular function: pore-forming activity. The record is from RefSeq and is a predicted model, not a curated record. Bases 310 to 1029 code for a protein of 239 amino acids. The transcript has 7 exons. Lineage: Eukaryota; Metazoa; Chordata; Actinopteri; Lampriformes; Lampridae.